AUGGAGGAUUUCCCAGUGGAUGGAGGUGUGUUGCUCAAUCACCAGCUCACGAACGGAAAACAUCAGUAUGAAGUGAAGAACGUGAUGAAGAUUCAGAGACCAGAUGGAGAGAAAAACUUCCUCAGACGAGGGGAUAAGCUGAUGCUGGUGAAUGACACUGACAUACAGGACGUGUCUCCAGAGAAGCUUGCACAUGUACUGUCCCAGGGCUCUCCCAUGCUGACGGUGCAUAAGACGAUUCGUAAGAAACAGCCAGAGGUGGCUGAUGAUGAAGACGUGAUGGUUCCUGUCUCCAAAGAGAAGCGUGUCCUGAGCUUCGGUCUGGAGAUGAGGAGAGAGAGUGACUCUGCACAGGGAACCCUCCUGCUCACAGGGGGAGAUGAAGAGGGCACAUGCAAAGAGCAGGAGCGGGAGGCUGACUUCCUGGUUGUGACCAUGAAGAAAACCACCAUCUCUGUGGUGAAAGGCCGGAGCUGCGACCCCAAAGUGCCUUGCCACGAGUGCAGGGACGCCCAGUGCCACUACAACGACGUGGUGGUGGUGGCGGAGUCCAGCACCAUCACGCUUGUUUCCAGAGGAAGUGGUUCGCUCAAGUGCCUGAAGGGGAACGAGGUGGAGGUGGAGCACAGCAGUCACAUGUACCUGCGCGCCCUGUGCGAUCAGAGCCGAGCCUACGUGUCCCACAAACCAGAGCGGAUGACCAUCUACUACUACCGGUCAGUGAAUCUGGACCCCAGGGGUCUCCCGGUGGUGCUCAACUUCACCAACUCCAACUGCUUUCUCAUGAGCUGUGCCGACGGAGACAGAGUCCUGCUCAAAGUCCAGUUCUGUGAGAAGAAGAACCUGAAGAAGAUCUCCAACAGUGACCAGCACCUUCUGUCCUUUGUGUUCUACAUGAAGAGCGAGCCCACAGGAAAAACCACCUUCGAGUCGGCUAAGCACUGCGGCUGGUUCAUCCAAGUGUCCGGCUCAGACUGCGAGGUCCUGCUGCAGACGGAGGAGCCGCGGGAGGAGAAGAUGUUUCACAUACUUAUACAAACACAGUGUGGCUGCGACUGA
Molecule: messenger RNA, 1059 nt
Organism: Knipowitschia caucasica
Lineage: Eukaryota; Metazoa; Chordata; Actinopteri; Gobiiformes; Gobiidae
Source: the annotation of a GenBank genome assembly